AUGAAUAUAAAUAUUUCGCAUCACAUCGAACCAAACUCUAGCCACCAGUCCCCCGCUGAAGAAGAAGAAGUAGUCGCUGGAGUAGGGAGCCAACCGCUGGCCGCCGCCGCACCAAAGCCACUUCUGACAGCCAAAAAAGUACAGGUGAGGGUUGUUCAUGAAACCAUGCGAUUUCCUUUGUGGUUGCAAGGUCGAACUGUCAUAACAUUUAUUGUGGUGUCUACCUUUCCACAGAAAGCAGUAGUGCAACUUGUGCCGGGAAGUGAAGUUGCUGUUGCUCCAAAAAGACGCAAGAGAGACACAGAUGCAGCUGGAGAUUCCUACUUGUUGUCUGCAAAUAAAGAAGACCAUAUUCCAAAGGCUCUACUACGUGUCCAAGAUUCAGACAGAUCAUUUUUUCGUAGAGCUGAUGUCAAAGGCCUUGAGCUGAAUGUAGUGCUCACAUCUAUUGCUUUUAUUAAUCCAGAAACUGCCAAAAAAUUUUCGUUAUGGUCUCAUCAAUUGGUUGCAAUUAUCCCUAGAUUAUCACCAACACAGAGCACAAAUCUUGAAAAUGAUGCUGUCAGAAUGAAGAGCAGCUUAACUGCCAAGGAAGCUAAUGGGGGAACUGACAAAAAGGAAUCUCAUGCAGCAACUGUUCGCCUUCUAAUUUCAGAUUCAAUAGCUCUAGGACAUGUUAUGAUAGCUCCGUCACUUCGUCUUUAUCUGAAAGCAGGCGUGCAUUCAUGGGUUUAUUUGAAGGGAAUUAAUGCCAAUUUGAAGAAGGAAAUUCCUGCAAUUUCACUUUCUCCGUGCCACUUUAAGAUUAUUGGAAAGAGUAAGGACAAGGCACUAGAGAAUGGCAUGGAAGUACUUGAUAUCCACAGGGACCGAAAGACAAAAAAUGUGCUUCCAAAAGCUGGCAUCAGCACCUAUGUGGAUGUUGUAGAUUGGUCAACCCAUGAUGAAGUUAUUAUGGCUCUCUCUUCUGAGAGUCCAUUCAAAGAGGAAGCAGAGACCACUAAUCUAUCUGACAACAGGAAGGGACUAGAAUAUCUUCUUCACUUGUGGUCUUCUGCACAACUUGAUGCUGCUGCUUCAGAUGCAGCAGAGGAUGUUAAUACAUUAGCUUUGGGGAAUGAAACUCUACUCCACUUUGAAGUGAGAGGGCACAGGUCUAGCGAUUACACAAAGGUACAGGCACCAUCUAAUGGUUUUUUAGAGAACAGAAACAAGACUAGAGAGCUUCCAGUAGAAAUCUUAUAUGUAUUGACUGUCUCAGAGGAAUUUUCACAUGGUGAAAAGUUGGAUACCUACAAGUUUGCCAUAGAUGAAAGAAACAGAAAGGGGAACACUUUAGAGGGCUUAAAAAUUCUCGCUGGAAAGAUGGAUUUGUGUGGUCCUGUAUCCCUGUAUUCUGUUAAGGAAAGAACCUCUAUAAAUGGUAUCUUGUCAGAUGUAUCUUCCUUGAGCUGGAUGGGUCCAAUUGUAUCUGAUGUUAUCAAGAGGAUGAUUGUGUUGUUGUCUUCUGCGUCUGGAAUGUGGUUCGGUGUUCACAAUCUUCCCUUACCUGGGCAUGUUCUAAUACAUGGACCUCCUGGUUCUGGAAAGACACUGUUAGCCAGAGCUGCUGCAAAGUCCCUUGAGAAACGUGAAGACCUUUUUGCACAUGUAAUAUUUGUUUCUUGUUCUGGACUUGCAUUAGAGAAGGCCUUGACUAUCCGCCAAGCACUCUCUAGCAUUAUAUCAGAAGCAUUGGAUCAUGCACCUUCUGUUGUCAUUUUUGAUGAUCUUGAUAGUAUUAUCUCAUCGUCCUCUGACUCAGAAGGAUCUCAACCCUCAGCUUCAGUUGUAGCACUUACAAAAUUUCUAACGGACAUCAUGGAUGAAUAUUGGGAAAAGAGAAGAAACUCAUGUGGAAUCGGUCCUCUUGCUUUCAUAGCUUCUGUGAAGUCUCUACAGGGCGUACCCCAGGCGUUAACCUCAUCAGGAAGGUUCGAUUUUCAUGUGCAAUUGCCCGCUCCUGCUGCCUCAGAACGUGGGGCUAUAUUAAAGCAUGAAAUUCAAAGGCGUUCAUUGCAAUGUUCUGAUGAAAUCUUGGUAGAUGUAGCUUCCAAAUGUGAAGGAUAUGAUGCAUAUGAUCUGGAAAUACUGGUUGAUAGAGCUGUUCAUGCUGCCGUUGGCCGUUAUUUACCCUUGGAAUCUGGUCUUGAGAAGCAUGUUAACCCAACUUUACUUAGGGAUGAUUUUUCUGAGGCUAUGAAUGAGUUCCUUCCUGUUGCCAUGCGGGACAUUACUAAGCCAGCUACUGAAGGUGGUCGUUCUGGGUGGGAUGAUGUUGGUGGUCUUACUGACAUUCGAAAUUCUAUUAAAGAGAUGAUUGAAUUGCCAUCAAAGUUCCCAAAUAUAUUUGCACAAGCUCCUUUAAGGUUGCGGUCAAAUAUUCUCUUAUAUGGUCCUCCUGGUUGUGGUAAGACUCACAUUGUUGGUGCUGCUGCUGCUGCAUGCUCACUACGAUUUAUAUCAGUCAAAGGGCCCGAGCUUUUGAAUAAGUAUAUUGGUGCUUCUGAGCAGGCUGUCCGUGACAUUUUCUCCAAAGCAGCUGCUGCUGCACCAUGCCUUCUCUUUUUCGACGAAUUUGAUUCCAUCGCCCCUAAGAGAGGACAUGAUAAUACUGGUGUAACAGAUCGUGUUGUUAAUCAAUUUCUGACUGAACUAGAUGGUGUUGAAGUUUUGACCGGCGUAUUUGUGUUUGCAGCAACAAGUAGACCAGAUCUACUUGACGCUGCACUGCUGAGACCUGGGAGGCUUGAUCGCCUUCUUUUCUGUGAUUUUCCAUCUUGGCGUGAGAGGGUGGAGAUUCUUACAGUUCUUUCUAGAAAGCUUCCACUUGCCAGUGAUAUUGAUUUAGAUGCCAUAGCUCAAAUGACAGAAGGAUUUAGUGGAGCUGACCUCCAAGCACUUCUCUCUGAUGCACAGCUCGCUGCUGUUCAUGAAUUUCUAGGUAGUGCAGACAGUGACGAGUCUGGAAAAAUGCCAGUCAUAACUGAUACUCUUUUAAAGUCUAUUACAUCCAAAGCAAGGCCAUCAGUUUCAGAUACUGAGAAGCAGAGACUAUAUGGCAUUUACAGCCAGUUUCUGGAUUCAAAAAGAUCUGUUGCUGCACAGUCAAGAGAUGCGAAAGGAAAGAGGGCAACUCUAGCAUAACAGGAGGCGUCAGAGCCCAUGUGGAGAACUAUUAUUUGUCUUUCUAUCUCAGUUUUGGCAGUAAUACGAUGAUCCAUCUUUACACGCGGCUUGCCCUAUCUCAAGUGGAUCCCUUGACGAUGAUGGAUAUCUUUGAUGCAUCUCCAUUUAUAUUGUAGAAAUUUAAUUGGUAAGGUUGCUGCUUGUCUUUGAAAAGGCAUGCUUACCUUAUGAACUGAAGGGGGGAGGGGGGGGGAAUGGGAUUCUGCUUUUACUCUCCCCACUCUUGGGUAUUAACAAAUUUGCACAAUUUCUAUACAUACUCUCACCUCUUCCUGCAGUAAGAUCCCGUUUUAUCCAGAAAAGCUAAUAGAUGAACAAACAUAUUGUUGAAAAACUUGAGGAACUGAAGAAGUAUUGAAUCUCAAUUCUCAUGUUGAUCUGCAAUUGCUACAUGCUAGUACAUGGAACUAGUCAACAAGAUGAGACAGAGAGAUUCCUUGGGCAUGAAGAUUGAAGAAGCUCAUCCGUAGAAGUUGUUUGCUCGGGCAUUGUUGACAGCACAUGUCAGUGAUGUCAGGAUUUCAUAGUUCACACUGUAAAUAUACUAUCAUCGAGCUUUUAAAGGGCUUUCCAAAAAGCAUAUUUGGCCAGAUGGAAUCCCUAUUGCUCUGUACCACUUGAUAUGAAGAUGUAUCUUUCUACGUUUGUUAUGUAGGGAUUGAGUUAUUUUUUAAUAAUAAAUUUAACUGUAAACAUACUCCAAGUUAAAAGUCUUUUAUUUAAUUUA
Carica papaya (papaya) is the source of this 3955-nucleotide messenger RNA. NCBI's taxonomy places the organism in Eukaryota, Viridiplantae, Streptophyta, Magnoliopsida, Brassicales, Caricaceae. The record is from RefSeq and is a predicted model, not a curated record.